Molecule: messenger RNA, 1426 nt
Organism: Athene cunicularia (burrowing owl)
Lineage: Eukaryota; Metazoa; Chordata; Aves; Strigiformes; Strigidae
Gene: RSL24D1
Product: ribosomal L24 domain containing 1
Exons: 7
Coding region: 16-699 (227 amino acids)
Biological process (GO): ribosomal large subunit biogenesis
Cellular component (GO): nucleolus
Source: RefSeq, a predicted model, not a curated record
ACAAGUUCUGUGCUGAUGAGUCUGGCAGAAGCCGCCUCGAUCUGGUCUCCAGCCACGCUCAGCAAAACCAGCCCUUUGUUUUCCGGGCAGGCUUUACGGGAUCCACUUUACAGGACUCCCGGGGGUUAUCACUUCAUUUCGGAUUCUGGCUGCUUCACAGGGUGGGUUGCCCAGCUGCCAGAGCGUGUGACAGAGGAGCAUUACUGCUCUGGUGUUGCAAGGCUGUUCCCUGUGGGCCUGAGGAGAGGCUUCCACGGCCCGCAAGACAACUGCGAGUGCCGUUUUCCAGUAUUUAGAUUCUGCAAAUCAAAAUGCCACAGAAACUUUAAAAAGAAGCGAAAUCCCAGAAAGAUGAGAUGGACCAAAGCAUUCCGGAAAGCAGCUGGCAAAGAAUUGACAGUGGAUAAUUCGUUUGAGUUUGAAAAACGUAGAAAUGAGCCAGUGAAAUACCAGAGGGAGCUGUGGAACAAGACUGUUGAUGCAAUGAAGAGAGUGGAGGAAAUAAAGAAAAAACGCCAAGCUAGAUAUAUUAUGAACAGAUUAAAAAAGAGCAAAGAGUUGCAGAAGGCAGAAGACAUCAAGGAAGUCAAACAGAAUAUCCACCUUCUUCGUGCUCCACAUGCAGGUACACCAAAACAGCUGGAGGACAGAAUGGUGCAGAAGCUACAAGAGGAUGUGGCUAUGGAAGAAGACUCUUAAAGUGCUUUUAUUUUCUAUUUAUAUCUCCUCAGCAGUUAACAGUUCCCUGCUGCCUCACCUGACAUCAUUCAGAACAGAGCUUGCACUUGAAGAAAAAUACAUUUUAAUGAAUAGUGGCCCUUUGCAGUUUGAAUGAUUUUUGGUUUUAUAAAAUAUAAUGUGAUGAAUACUAAUUGGGGCAGUACUUAAAAUUACAUAAUUUGAGAAAACCACCUCAACAGAAUGGAGAACAAGGCAUAUUGCUUGAGAUACUGUGUGCUCCUUGCAAAGUUAUACUUUCUUUCUGAGUAACUUUCCCCUGCUAAUGCAAGGAAUAAAAGAUCUUGUCUGUGAGCUUUUCCUAUUUUGGCUGUUAUUUUGUAGUGGUAAAAGCAGUUAUAAAUCUAUCUUAAUGCCUACAGAGUGGGGCAGGAUAUAUUAUUUUUCAUCAGUCCAGUGCAGUUCAGACUUACUUUCACUCGUCACUGGGAAAAAGGUUCAGUUUCUUAUGAAUGCCUGCCGUGUUUGGUUUAUCUCCUCUUUAGUCAGCUUCCCCAGGAUUACAGUGCAGUUGACACCUAAGCCUGGCAGAGCUAACAGUGAUGUAGGACCUACUGCUGUUUGGAAAAUAGUGAUGAUGAUAGCAUCCAGUCUGAAGUUGGACCUGCCAUCCUCCUGACCUACUGAAAUUCAAAUCUGGCACGUAAUCAGGCUGACUGAGAUGCUCAGUAAAUCCUGCUUUGGACUG